This is a messenger RNA of Symbiodinium natans, 171 nucleotides long. NCBI's taxonomy places the organism in Eukaryota, Dinophyceae, Suessiales, Symbiodiniaceae. The record is from the annotation of a GenBank genome assembly.
AUGAGGUUCCGGAUGCUUCGGCAGGAGAAGCGGAAGAUAAUGGAGCGGCAGAUAGCCGAGACCCAGCCCUCGGUCGGGGAGGAGGGGUGCGCAAAUCACCGGCAUGCCCGCCGGCACGCCAGUGGCAGCAACUUGCACAAGAAAUCCAAGGCUACGCAUUCCCAGUGGCAG